Molecule: messenger RNA, 1461 nt
Organism: Symbiodinium natans
Lineage: Eukaryota; Dinophyceae; Suessiales; Symbiodiniaceae
Source: the annotation of a GenBank genome assembly
AUGGCGACGCCUUUGACCUUGGCGCCUUCCUCGCUCGUGUCGGCUGCCUACUUGCCGGUGCAUUGGACGUUUGGUGCGCAGCCUGAAGAUCCACAGGCUGCGCUGCAGGUUGAUGGUGGCUUUUAUUCCUCACACAUCGAAGAGGUGUUCAAUGUAGCAGCGUCUCCAACCUCUCACUGCGAGGUUUCAGCCAUUGAUGUCCCCGCGGCCAAGCAGAUUGAGCCACCGGGCCAGCGCUUGCAAGUCGUGCCGCCACAGGCUCCACAGGUCUCGCCCGCUGCGGCCAUGGCUUCAGCGGCGAUGAAAGCCACGGCGAACAUGACGCCAUCGACCGCGCCAGUGCUGAGCUACUCUGGCCGGUCAGUGAGCCCUGCCCCUGUUGCCACAGGCAAGGCCAGGCAACCUGCCACGCCACCACCAUUGGUGCCUGCCGCACUCGGCUCGGCUUUCCGCUCUCCCUCCGAAGGACGCAUCGGCAUCUUCCGACCAGACCUGGCGAAGUCUCCGAUGCACAGGCAGCAUCCUGAUGGAUGGCGGUCCCCGGCCGCACUGCCAACUGCACCUUCGUCCUUUCCCAUGUGCCGGUCUACGCCAUCGCCACGACAGAGUAUCCCGCCAGGCUUUGGAGGGUCUCCGGCUGGCACGCGGCUUGCCUCAACGCAGGGGCACGCGAAAGCUUCCUGGCGCUCUCCAUCAGAGGGGCGCAUCGGAAGUGGACCACAGUGGGCCCCCGUAGACGGGGGACAAGGAGGGCAGACCAGAACACCUCGUUUCGAGAUGGCGCAAUCACCGAUGAGGAGGCAACCUGGCGAAGCCGCCCCUCUGCCACAUUCCUUCACCAUUUGUCGCUCGUCGGGAUCGCUGACAAGUUCGAACCCAUCAUUCUACAUGCCUCACAGUGCGAUGGGUGGUGGGGGGUUCAGCCAGACGCCUGUGCCAGCUGCAGCCUACAUUGUGGACUUGGCCGAUCCUGUUGAUCAGUUGUUGGGCAAUGCCCUGCGCAUGCUGGACGCCGCUGCAUCCUCCAAGCUUGUCCUACGACGCCUUGGCCCUGGACGCUACGAGAUCGAUGGGCGGCGGGUGACGCUCCGUUGGGAACAGGGCGGAGCUGGCCUGGUCGUGAUCGAAGAUGAGGUCCUAGAUGCCCGGGGCUCCGCCAUGCCGUUGGUGGCGUACCUGAAGUCGGCGGGAAAUGUGGCCGCCUCGCUGAGCGGGCAACGCGCCGAUAUGCCAAAGAUUGCCAGAGUGCCAAAGAGCCAGCGCUUGACCUUUGACGACGACGCGCCUGCAGAGCAAAAUCUGGCGUCGCAGAUUGAGAAGCUGGGUAGCGAGCGAUGCGAGUCGAUGCGCCUGGCAGUGGAGCAGGCGCGGCUGAGGGAGGAGGCGGCGGAAGCCUACGAGAAGCUGAAUCGAGGCCGCGUUCCACCUCCACAGAUCGCGCCCAUGCAGUUUAUGAGCUGA